This is a messenger RNA of Manis pentadactyla (Chinese pangolin), 6274 nucleotides long. It is a transcript of the gene CARF, whose product is annotated as calcium responsive transcription factor. Bases 1069 to 3246 code for a protein of 725 amino acids. Gene Ontology annotation, molecular function: DNA-binding transcription factor activity, RNA polymerase II-specific; RNA polymerase II cis-regulatory region sequence-specific DNA binding. The record is from RefSeq and is a predicted model, not a curated record. Gene Ontology annotation, cellular component: nucleus. The transcript is spliced from 16 exons. Gene Ontology annotation, biological process: regulation of transcription by RNA polymerase II. Lineage: Eukaryota; Metazoa; Chordata; Mammalia; Pholidota; Manidae.
UGCGCAGUGUGCUGGUCUCCAUGGCGGGGCCUCGGAGCCAAGACGAGGUUGAGUAGACUCGUUUUGAUUUUCUCCCCUCUGCUCCGGCACUCUGUGGACUUCCCUCCUCGCCCUGUAGGGCUCUCGGAGGCGGCGGGACCGGGGGAGUUGGAGGUUUGGCAGAGCUGUCUGCGCCGACCGACCUGACGCUACCUCCCACCCCCCUUUCUUCCUCCUGCCUCCUCUUGUCACCUCCCGACCUGCCGGGUCCCCGAGCGACAGCCAGCCCCCGGCCCCCGCCGCAACCCGGCUGUGGUGGCGCCUCGCGCGCCUCUCCUCGGGACUUUUUCGGGGCCCCACAUGACGAGGCCUACUGACCCCCUCCCGGGACGGGGCUCGCGGGCCCCGGGGAGGCGGGCUGGGAGAGGUGGAGGUUAGGUUUCUUGAGGAGGGUUGCUGAGCCCGAGGACGCGACACCGCUGCGGGGAAGGACCCGGACCCCCUGGCGGGAGCGCCCAGUGCCCUUCGCGCAGCGCAGCGCUCCGCUUUUGAGGGUUCUUUUUUUUUUCUCUCUUUAUGCGCCCUUUCGUAUUUUAUGUUUUAUCAGAGGAAAGGCGUCCCCCCCACACCUCCUACAUUUUUUGACUUUUUGUCUUUAAGUUACCCAUAGGCAUGUGUCUUAGUGUCAGUGGUCCCGAGAAUUAUUCUAAUUGAUUUUAGUGUUUCUCUGAGGGAGGAUGGAUGGAGAGAUACUAUCCAGAUCUCAAAGUCACUUUUCAAGGCGUUCGCCAGAAAACUCCAAGAGGGGUCUUCAAGAGACAGCAGUUUAGAAUCAGGCAGAACUGGACUGCAAAAUUUGUGGGCAGAGCGGUAUGUGUACAGAAAAAAUGCUGCCAUGAAGACAUAUAAUUAUAACUUUCACAUAAAUGAAGCCACAACUAUCAUGAUUUAGUGCUCCCAAAAGGAAGAACUUCACUGGACAAAAGGGCAUUUCUGGGAUAGUAGAAUGCUUGAGUCCUGAAUUUAAACUUGAGCUACUUCCUGAGCUAUUAAAUAAUAGAGGAAAAUGGAAUUAAAUAUGAUGUCAGCAUGGAACAGUCUACUGAUUCAUUAAAAGUCAACCAUAAUGAUUCUGAAGAGUCACAAAUAGAUUCUCAGGUAUUUAAGCAUCUAACCUUUAUGGACUCCAGGGAUUCUUCCUUUGGACAAAAUGGUUCUCCUAAAGUUUUACCCAUUACUACUCCUGAAGCAGAUAAUCCACUCACCUCACAGAAUCUACCAGAGUCCCUAAGUCAGAAACAGACUAUUUCUGCAGACCAAUUCCAUCUAGUGGACCAAGAUGGGCAACCUAUUCAAUAUGAAUUUCAGUCACUGGGGGAUUCUGAUGCACAAAUGAUGAUUGUUGCCAGCCCAUCAGAAAAUGGACAGGUGCUGCAUGUAAUUCCAUCUACCCAGACAGGAAUUGCACAAGUGAUUAUACCUCAGGGACAGCUUGUGAAUGUGAAUAGUCCUCAGGAUGUCUCUGAAGAGAAAGCCAGUGACAGAAACUUGCCUACGGUAAGAGUGGAUGAUCUAGCCAACAAUACCAGUAAAUACAUUCCUCAUCCACAAGCAUCCCUCACAUUGCCCAAAAAGACAGUGACCAGAAUGCUUGAAGAACCCUUCCUAGCUCCUCUCCAACCACUUUCUUCUAACACACCUAUAUGGGCCUGCCGUCUAAGGAGCUGUGAGAAAAUUGGAGAUUCAUACCGUGGCUACUGUGUAAGUGAGACUGAAUUAGAAAGUAUCUUAACAUUUCACAAGCAGCAGACACAGAGUGUUUGGGGAACCCGCCAAUCUCCAAGCCCAGCCAAGCCAGCUACACGUUUGAUGUGGAAAUCCCAGUAUGUCCCAUAUGAUGGAAUCCCAUUUGUCAAUGCAGGGAGUAGAGCUGUAGUAAUGGAGUGUCAGUAUGGGCCAAGGAGAAAAGGUUUCCAGUUAAAAAAAAUCGGUGAGCAGGAAAGCAGGUCUUGUCAACUCUACAAAGCCACUUGCCCAGCCCGGAUUUACAUUAAAAAGGUACAGAAGUUUCCUGAAUAUAGAGUUCCUACAGACCCCAAAAUUGACAAGAAAAUAAUCCGAAUGGAGCAGGAGAAAGCCUUUAACAUGCUAAAGAAGAACUUGGUAGAUGCAGGUGGUGUUCUUAGGUGGUAUGUACAGUUACCUACACAGCAAGCUCAUCAGUAUCAUGAAUUAGAGAUGCCCUGCCUCCCUUUGUCACCUUCCAUUUUUCCCAUGUCUUCUCCUGAAGAAGAGGAAACUGCAGUUAGAGAUGAGAAUUGUGCAUUACCCUCACGACUACAUCCUCAAGUAGCACAUAAAAUUCAGGAAUUAGUAUCGCAGGGGAUAGAACAAGUAUACGCAGUAAGGAAACAGCUAAGAAAAUUUGUGGAACGGGAAUUGUUUAAACCUGAUGAGGUACCUGAAAGACAUAAUUUAUCAUUUUUUCCAACUGUAAAUGAUAUAAAAAAUCACAUCCAUGAGGUACAAAAGUCCUUAAGAAAUGGAGAUAAUAUAUAUAACUCAGAGAUUAUUCCAGCAACGCUUCAAUGGACUACAGAUAGUGGGAAUAUUCUCAGAGAGACUGUGACGGUUACAUUUGCAGAAGGAAAUUCACUGGGAGAAUCAAUUAACACCAAAGUGGAAACAAAUCAGACAAGGGGUUCUUUAUCUCCAGAACCAGCACACUCACUCUCCUCACUUUCUUCAUUUCAGCCGAAAAUAUUUACACAACUACAGGGUUUGCAGUUGCAGCCAAGAUUCACUUCUCCUGAUGGAUCACAGGCUCUGCUAUCAGUAAAUAGCCACCCUUCCUCCAGUCCUUCAAGAUUUCUGGAUUCAAUAGGAAGUGCUGUAAUGAAUAAUAAUUCUCUAUUGCUUGGUCAAAGUCAUAGCCUUCAAACAGAUACAUGCCUAACCCAAAACAACAGUAUUGCCUCUACCAUGGAUAGCCUUCCAGGACCAGAUCAAAAUUUGGUUGCAAUGGAUCAGCUGGUGGAGGUUGGUGAUGUUGAGGAUACAGAGAAUCUGGAAGGAAGUGUUCAUCGGAUUCUGUUGGGAAAUAUACAGACCAUUCCAAUACAGAUUAUAGAUAGCCACCCAGCUCUUAUUGGAGAAAACCCAGAAGGUACCAUUUCUAUGAACCAAGUUAAGCAAGAACCCAAAGAACCAGUGUUGUCUGUGGAAGCAAAAAAAAAUUUGGACUGUAAGAAAUUAUCUGCUACAUAACUUAUUGAAGCUUUUCAGAAUUUACAACUCUGCUGACUUCUGAUGUCAUAGAAAAGAAGGUGAAUAUUGUCAAAGCGAAGCAUUAUAAGUGGACUAAAGACUUGUUCUAUGAACAGCUUUGAUUUAAAACUGACAUGUUUGUUGCCAAUUGCAUACUUUUACCAUAAAAGACAUUUACUUCUCUUAUUUUGUAUAAUUUUUACGCUUUCUCAUUUUUUGAUAUGGCCAGUAUUUUAAAAGAACAUCUGAAUUUUUCCACGGUGAUACAGUCUGAACACAAAUGGUUAUUUAACUUACCCCCUGGAAAUAUCCAAUUUUGGUUCUUAAAAGAUGAAAAAAAGUAGCAACAGCAAAAACAGUUGUGAGUGUGUGUUUGUGUGUGUGUGUGUGUGUGUGUUUAUGUCAUGACUUAUUUUUUAAGUUCUAAAAAAACUUAUUCCUCUUCAAAGUUGUGAAGACAUUUUUUAAAUGGGUAGACGGGUGAGAGAGUAUUUGUGGUCUGUAUUCUUUGGAAAGAUAAAACAAUAGACUUUAUGUCAUAACAUGAAGCCCAGCAUUGACAUUUGUGGAAACUGUAUAGUUGCAUUUUUGCUUCUUCCACUCUUAAUUUUUAUGUUCAUAAUGACAAACCAGUAGCAUACUAAUUGUCAUCUAGUAGAAAUUUAAAGUGUCUUGGUAAGUACUGCGAAUUUUAACUUGAAUUAAUCAGAUAAGCAACAGAAAUAAAUAUUGCAUGGAUUUAUACAGUAUUAUAGAUAAAAAACUACCUAAUGGAUAGAAAAUGUAGAAAUUGAGAGAAUUCAGAAAGAACAAUAGAAUGGUAUUUACAGAUAAUUUGGGGAAGCUUUUUGAUAUCAGCAGAGAAUUCUCUUUCCUAUUUUGAAUUGAAAAUUUAACUCUGGUUAGAAAAGAAUUUGAAUUGUAUUUACUUUUCUGUGCCAGAGUUCUUACUCAAUUGAUGGUAUUAGAAUUUAUAGUACUUCAGGGCAAGUAUUUAUAGUUUAAGAUUUAGUUCAUAUUUAAAAUUUUAAAACAAUAUGUUAUAUUUGCUUUGUGAGUAAGUAUAUUUACUUUCAAUACCGAGUAAGUACUAAUCAGCAUAUUCAGCAUAAGCUUCUGCUUUCUGGAAGGUUGGUAAACUAGAAAUGUCAGUUUUAACUGCCAUGAAAUCAACCUAAAGGCUUUUAUUUUUUUUCUCUUGAAACCAUUUGUGGGAAUAUUUAAUUUUUAUUUAAAAGUAAUAAGGAUUUUAAAUAGAUAUUAAAUAUUUAAUAUUCAAAGCAUGCAGAAUAUAAUGUGAAAUUUAUCCUUAAUGCUCUGUGAAAAUGAGUUUUUUGGGGGUUUUCUAAGUUUAAUUUCCCAUUCUUAAUUCAUUUGAAUUGUUUCAGGUAUCUAGGUAUAAAGCACUGUUAUAUAAGAAGUAGGUGGAAUUCUAAAAUUCCUAGCUCUUUAGAUUUAUGCUUUAUUUAAUGUAAAUUUAUUAUUUAUACCCCUAUUUAAUGCUAAGUUAAUAUUCAGUUACAUAUAUGAGUUUUAAUUAAAAUGGCUUUUCCUUUUCCUAAGCAAUGAAAAUAUUUGAUGUCAGCAUUUAUAGAGGCAGGCUGCCAAAUCUCUUAAGUUAAAAGCACAACUCUUAGUUACCUCAAACCCAGAUUUCUCUUAGUCUGUGUGCACUUAAAGGGAAUAAGUCCAAAUUACUUAAUAGUUUGGUGUUGUGUUUUAAGUAAUAUUUUUUUCACUUGUUAUUACUAGUUUUUAUGGAAACUUUUUCAAUAUUUUAAAUAAUAGAGUUUUACCUUCCAUUAAUGACAAUAGUUUAUUAAUUAUUUCACCAGUUAACCUAUAUUCCUUUGGACACAUUCUGUUCUCUUUUGAUGUUGAGUUGUUAAGGAGAAAUGCUUGCUCAGAUAGAAACUCUAUAGUCAGUUACCUGUGAGGAUGAGAGAUAUCAGAGGAUUCAGACUUUACCACUUAGGCAAGAAUAAAACAUAGCUCCCUGUCUCCCACUCCUGUUGCACCAUUUCCAAACAACUAUUGAUCUGCUUUCUGUUGCUAGCUUUCACUUCAUUCUAUGUGUUUCUUCUGAUACUGGUUUCUUUUUUUUUUUUAAUCAUGAGAACAGAAAGUUAUAGUGCAUCCUCCCACAAACAAAAAACAAAAGAAAAAGCAUGAAGGAAGGUUUAAAUCCCUAAUUGUAUACUCUUUUGGUUUUUAGGUAGGAACUGGAACUAUCAAUAUUUUCAUGUAAGUAUUUUAUGGAGUAGCCCUUUAAAAAUGGUUUCUAAAUUAAUUUUUAAAAAUUCAUUUGUCCUCUAAAUGCAUGUUUAGUCACGGUAUAUCAGUAUUGUAUUUAAAGAUGCUUAGCAUCAUUUUUUUAAAGUAUGUUUACAUUUUUAAAAUGUUCAAUUAUUUUUUAAAUGCACAGGAUAUUAAGUACAAGUGCAUAACAUUUUCAGUAUCUGUAUUUGGCAUUCUCCUAACAGCUCUACAGCAAAGUUUGACAUAGGCUCUUUUUGUGUUAUGUAUUACAAGGUGUAAUAUCUGUAGUAGUAAGUUGAACAUUCAAAAUAAGCAGUUAGAAAGUCAUAAUUACAGCUGAACUCGUUUCUUCAUUGUAGUGUUCAUUUUCCAAACCUCCAAAUAAACUUUAUACCGCAGUGAAGUAUACAUGUACACAGCCAUGGUGGGCCUUUCCCUCAAUAUUAAUUUCUGUGUAAGCAGUUAGCAUAGUUAAAAGAAAGAGCUUGUCUUAUACAAGGUAAAUGUUUCCUAAAAGUCACAAAAGUGAUAGAAAACAGAUUUGGAGAUCUGGUCCAUUAGAGUUUCUGAUUUUGAGGCCCACCAGCUUGUGUUUCAUCUUUUUUAUUCUGUCAAAAUACAUACUGAAUCAUGUGAGCAUUAAAAAGAUGUCAUUUAAUUUGUACCAGGUUUUAAGAAAAAGUUUUAAAAUAUGUGUAUAUAUAUUGGAACUUAAUGUAUAUUGUCUUUGUUAUAAUGUAGUUUUUUUUCAUUAAAAAUUGUAUUUUUU